UGUGGGGUGAAUUAUUCGGCUGUGCGCUGAGAGAAACGAGAGCAUCAAUCGGGGAAAAGGCCAGGAAAACUUAAAUAAAACAUAGGAUUUUCGUCGCACAGUGAGACAUUGUCCGCCCUAAUUAUCCUGGACGGACAUGCAAGUUGAAGACUGGCCGGUUGUGUGAGCGACCUCUUGUAAUCAUGACGACCCACGUGACUCUGGAGGAUGCUUUGUCUAACGUGGAUCUGUUGGAGGAGCUGCCCCUCCCUGACCAGCAGCCCUGCAUCGAACCUCCGCCUUCGUCCAUCAUGUACCAGGCUAACUUCGAUACCAACUUUGAGGACAGGAAUGCGUUUGUGACGGGGAUAGCUCGCUACAUCGAGCAGGCAACUGUCCACUCUAGCAUGAAUGAGAUGCUGGAGGAGGGCCAUGAGUAUGCUGUCAUGCUCUACACCUGGAGAAGCUGCUCAAGAGCUAUACCACAGGUGAAGUGUAAUGAGCAGCCCAACAGGGUGGAGAUCUAUGAGAAGACUGUGGAGGUGCUGGAACCAGAGGUCACCAAGCUCAUGAAGUUCAUGUACUUUCAGCGUAAGGCCAUUGAGCGUUUCUGCGGGGAGGUGAAGCGUCUCUGCCACGCUGAGCGGAGGAAAGACUUCGUCUCUGAAGCCUACCUCCUCACCCUGGGCAAGUUCAUCAACAUGUUCGCUGUGCUCGACGAACUCAAGAACAUGAAGUGCAGCGUCAAGAACGACCACUCUGCCUAUAAAAGGGCAGCUCAGUUCCUGAGGAAGAUGGCCGACCCUCAGUCCAUCCAGGAGUCACAGAACCUCUCUAUGUUUCUAGCCAAUCACAACAGGAUUACUCAGUGUCUGCAGCAGCAGUUGGAGGUGAUUCCUGGCUAUGAGGAGUUGUUAGCAGACAUUGUCAACAUCAGUGUUGAUUACUAUGAGAACAAGAUGUACCUGACGCCCAGCGAGAAACACAUGCUGCUCAAGGUGAUGGGUUUUGGUCUCUAUCUGAUGGACGGUAAUGUCAGUAACAUCUACAAACUAGACGCCAAGAAAAGGAUCAACCUGGGAAAGAUCGACAAGUUCUUCAAGCUGCAGGUGGUGCCUCUGUUUGGAGACAUGCAGAUAGAACUAUCACGUUACAUAGAGACCAGCGCCCACUACGAGGAGAACAAGUCCAAGUGGACGUGUACCCAGAGCUCCAUCUCUCCCCAGUACAACCUGUGUGAGCAGAUGGUUCAGAUUCGUGAUGACCACAUCCGGUUCAUCUCUGAGCUGGCUCGCUACAGUAACAGUGAGGUAGUGACCGGGUCGGGCCUGGACAGUCACAAGUCAGACGAGGAGUACAGGGAACUGUUUGACCUGGCACUCAGAGGGUUACAGCUGCUGUCCAAGUGGAGCACACACGUCAUGGAAGUGUACUCGUGGAAGCUGGUCCACCCGACAGAUAAGUUCUGUAACAAGGACUGUCCUGGCACAGCGGAGGAGUAUGAGAGAGCUACACGUUACAACUACACCUCAGAGGAGAAGUUUGCCCUGGUCGAGGUCAUCGCCAUGAUCAAGGGACUGCAGGUGUUGAUGGGUCGUAUGGAGAGCGUAUUCAACCAGGCCAUAAGGAACACCAUCUAUGCAGCCCUGCAGGACUUUGCCCAGAUGACCCUCAGAGAGCCUCUACGUCAGGCUGUACGCAAGAAGAAGAACGUUCUCAUCAGUGUCCUGCAGGCGAUCCGUAAGACCAUCUGUGACUGGGAGGGGGCUCGGGAGCCUCCCAAUGACCCUUGUCUCAGGGGGGAGAAGGACCCCAAGGGAGGGUUCGACAUCAAGGUGCCCCGCAGAGCUGUGGGACCCUCGAGCACACAGCUGUACAUGGUUCGUACCAUGCUGGAGUCGUUGAUAGCUGAUAAGAGUGGUUCUAAGAAGACUCUACGCAGCAGUCUGGAUGGACCCAUAGUACUGGCUAUAGAAGACUUCCACAAACACUCCUUCUUCUUCACACACCUGCUCAACUUCAGCGAGGCGCUGCAGCACUGCUGUGACCUGUCUCAGCUGUGGUUCAGAGAGUUCUUCCUGGAGCUGACCAUGGGGCGCAGGAUCCAGUUCCCCAUUGAGAUGUCCAUGCCCUGGAUCCUCACAGACCACAUACUGGAGACCAAGGAGCCAUCCAUGAUGGAGUAUGUGUUGUACCCUUUGGACCUCUACAAUGACAGUGGCUACUACGCUCUGACCAAGUUCAAGAAACAGUUCCUCUACGAUGAGAUAGAGGCUGAGGUGAACCUGUGCUUCGAUCAGUUUGUCUACAAGCUGGCUGACCAGAUAUUUGCCUACUACAAAGCCAUGUCUGGAAGUGUCCUCCUGGACAAGCGUUUCAGGGCAGAGUGUAAAAACUAUGGUGUGAUCAUCCCCUACCCCCCCUCCAACCGUUAUGAGACCCUGCUCAAACAGAGACACGUACAGCUCUUAGGUCGCUCCAUCGAUCUGAACCGUCUGGUCACCCAGAGGAUCUCAGCAGCCAUGUACAAGUCUUUGGACCAGGCCAUCAGUCGAUUUGAGAGUGAAGACCUCACCUCCAUUGUGGAGUUGGAGUGGCUGAUGGACAUCAACAGACUGACUCAUCGUCUGCUCUCGAAGCACAUGACCCUGGACAGCUUCGACGCCAUGUUCCGUGAGGCCAACCACAAUGUGUCUGCCCCCUACGGACGCAUCACGCUCCAUGUCUUCUGGGAACUCAACUUUGACUUCCUCCCCAACUACUGCUACAACGGCUCCACCAACCGCUUCGUUCGGACUGCCAUCCCCUUUACCCAGGAGCCUCAGCGAGACAAGCCUGCCAACGUGCAGCCGUACUACUUGUAUGGGUCUAAGCCUCUGAACAUUGCCUACUCACACAUCUAUAGCUCCUACAGGAACUUCGUAGGCCCGCCCCACUUCAAGACCAUCUGCCGUCUCCUUGGUUACCAGGGCAUCGCCGUGGUGAUGGAGGAGCUGCUCAAGAUAGUCAAGAGCCUGUUGCAGGGCACUAUCCUGCAGUAUGUGAAGACUCUGAUCGAGGUGAUGCCUAAGAUCUGUCGCCUGCCGCGCCACGAGUACGGAUCCCCAGGUAUCCUGGAGUUCUUCCACCACCAGCUGAAGGACAUUAUAGAGUACGCAGAGCUGAAGACGGAUGUCUUCCAGAGUCUCAGAGAGGUGGGGAACGCCAUCCUCUUCUGUCUGCUCAUCGAACAAGCUCUGUCCCAGGAGGAGGUGUGUGACCUGCUUCAUGCAGCCCCCUUCCAGAACAUCCUCCCCAGGGUCUACAUCAAAGAGGGGGAGCGUCUGGAAGUCAGGAUGAAGAGGCUGGAGGCUAAGUAUGCUCCACUCCAUCUGGUGCCCCUCAUCGAGAGGCUGGGGACCCCUCAGCAAAUAGCUAUAGCCCGUGAGGGGGAUCUGUUGACCAAGGAGCGUCUUUGCUGUGGCCUGUCCAUGUUCGAGGUGAUCCUUACAAGGAUCCGUAGUUUUCUGCAGGACGCCGUGUGGCGAGGCCCGCCUCCCACCAAUGGCGUGAUGCAUGUGGACGAGUGUAUGGAAUUCCACCGCCUCUGGAGCGCCAUGCAGUUUGUUUACUGCAUACCCGUCGGCACUCACGAGUUCACCGCAGAGCAGUGUUUUGGUGACGGUCUGAACUGGGCAGGCUGUUCCAUCAUCGUGCUGUUGGGUCAGCAGCGCCGCUUUGACCUGUUUGACUUCUGCUACCACCUGCUCAAGGUGCAGAGGCAGGACAGCAAGGAUGAGAUCAUCAAGAACGUGCCACUGAAGAAGAUGGCUGACCGCAUCAGGAAGUACCAGAUCCUGAACAACGAAAUCUUUGCCAUCCUCAACAAGUACAUGAAGGCUGUGGAGACCGAUAGUUCCACCGUGGAGCAUGUCCGCUGCUUCCAGCCACCUAUACACCAGUCCCUGGCCACAACAUGCUGAGAAGAACUCACACAUGCUACAAACACACGCUACACACAUAAGCCACACAUGUCCCACAAACUACACAUACACACACACACCAACCCAAAUCAUCACCACACAGUCUGCCUCUCUUUGGCCUUGUACUCAGACUCUCAGAGCCUUAAGAUUCCAGAGGUCUGUCUGACUGUACACCAUUUUGGCACCAAAUAUUCCAUACAAAUGACAUUCCAAUUUGCAUUCCAGAAUGCAACUGUCUUGGAACUUUUCGUGUCAACAUGGCGACCGUUAAAAAGUAUAAAUCUCGAAAGGAGUUUUCUGAAGUCUGAAUAUUUUAGGCCCAUAACCACAGUCUAGUUUUAGAGGUGUGGGUGUUUUCAGAUGUUAGUUUUUCUGUUCCCAACCCAUGUGACUCUCACACCCAGACUCAGCAUCCCUUGUCCUGUCACUAGAGCUAUAUGUCACAUGGAUGGCCUCAGUAACACACAACUGCCAAUCCUGAGUGGUUACAGAUCUGCAGUACCACUCUGCUUCCCCUCUAGUCACAAUGAACAGUCUAUCAGAUACCUCUGAGAAACCAUUUAGUGAGCAUCAACAAUCAACCUACAUAAAAGAUGAUAGAUAUGCUGGAAUAAUCUCCAAAACCUCAAUGCAUACAAAUAAUCUGAUUCUGAAAUGACCUAUAACCUGAGAUUAUUAUUUGGUAGAUGACGUACGAAAGCAAACCCAACCUCCAUUUUAUUGAAUUGCUUCAUGAAGUCCACACGGGUGCUAAGUAUUAUGAUGAUACUUAAUUACACCAAAGUAAUCAGUGGCAUUUCCCCCCAUAACAUCCAUAAUAUGAUCAUCACACAAGUCAAGCUGUCCAUUCAUUCAUCCCAGAGGCUAACAUGUCUGUGUGUCCCAAAUGGCACCCUAUUCCCUAUAAAGUGCACUACUUUUGACAAGCUCCUAUAAGGAAUAGGGUGCCAUUUGGAUGAAGCCCCACAUCUCCCUGGACAUACCCAUGCUUAGUAAACCAGUGUCAUAGGUGUAGUUAGCCACACCUCUUCUCUCCUCACACAACCCUACUGUUUCAAAUAGCAUAACAAGGACACUUGACUGCAUAACAAGGACACGUGACUGCAUACCAAGGACACGUGACUGCAUACCAAGGACACUUGACUGCAUACCAAGGACACGUGACUGCAUAACAAGGACACGUGACUGCAUAACAAGGACACUUGACUGCAUAACAAGGACACUUGACUGCAUAACAAGGACACGUGACUGCAUACCAAGGACACGUGACUGCAUACCAAGGACACUUGACUGCAUACCAAGGACACGUGACUGCAUAACAAGGACACGUGACUGCAUACCAAGGACACGUGACUGCAUACCAAGGACACGUGACUGCAUACCAAGGACACUUGACUGCAUACCAAGGACACGUGACUGCAUAACAAGGACACGUGACUGCAUAACAAGGACACUUGACUGCAUAACAAGGACACGUGACUGCAUAACAAGGACACUUGACUGCAUAACAAGGACACGUGACUGCAUACCAAGGACACGUGACUGCAUACCAAGGACACUUGACUGCAUACCAAGGACACGUGACUGCAUAACAAGGACACGUGACUGCAUAACAAGGACACUUGACUGCAUACCAAGGACACGUGACUGCAUACCAAGGACACGUGACUGCAUCCCAAGGACACUUGACUGCAUACCAAGGACACUUGACUGCAUAACAAGGACACUUGAUUGCAUACCAAGGACACAUGACUGCAUACCAAGGACACGUGACUGCAUACCAAGGACACUUGACUGCAUACCAAGGACACUUGACUGCAUAACAAGGACACAUGACUGCAUACCAAGGACACUUGACUGCAUACCAAGGACACGUGACUGCAUACCAAGGACACGUGACUGCAUAACAAGGACACGUGACUGCAUAACAAGGACACGUGACUGCAUAACAAGGACACGUGACUGCAUACCAAGGACACGUGACUGCAUAACAAGGACACUUGACUGCAUAACAAGGACACUUGACUGCAUACCAAGGACACGUGACUGCAUAACAAGGACACGUGACUGCAUAACAAGGACACUUGACUGCAUACCAAGGACACUUGACUGCAUACCAAGGACACAUGACUGCAUACCAAGGACACGUGACUGUAUAACAAGGACACUUGAUUGCAUACCAAGGACACGUGACUGUAUAACAAGGACACUUGAUUGCAUACCAAGGACACAUGACUGCAUAACAAGGACACGUGACUGCAUAACAAGGACACGUGACUGCAUAACAAGGACACUUGAUUGCAUACCAAGGACACAUGACUGCACACCAAGGACACGUGACUGCAUAACAAGGACACGUGACUGCAUAACAAGGACACGUGACUGCAUACCAAGGACACGUGACUGCAUAACAAGGACACGUGACUGCAUACCAAGGACACGUGACUGCAUAACAAGGACACGUGACUGCAUAACAAGGACACGUGACUGCAUACCAAGGACACUUGACUGCAUAACAAGGACACGUGACUGCAUAACAAGGACACGUGACUGCAUAACAAGGACAUGACUGCAUAACAAGGACACGUGACUGCAUAACAAGGACACGUGACUGCAUAACAAGGACACGUGACUGCAUACCAAGGACACAUGACUGCAUAACAAGGACACGUGACUGCAUAACAAGGACACGUGACUGCAUACCAAGGACACGUGACUGCAUAACAAGGACACUUGAUUGCAUACCAAGGACACAUGACUGCACACCAAGGACACGUGACUGCAUAACAAGGACACGUGACUGCAUAACAAGGACACGUGACUGCAUACCAAGGACAUGUGACUGCAUAACAAGGACACGUGACUGCAUACCAAGGACACUUGACUGCAUAACAAGGACACAUGACUGCAUACCAAGGACAUGUGACUGCAUAACAAGGACACGUGACUGCAUAACAAGGACACGUGACUGCAUACCAAGGACACUUGACUGCAUAACAAGGACACAUGACUGCAUACCAAGGACAUGUGACUGCAUAACAAGGACACGUGACUGCAUACCAAGGACACUUGACUGCAUAACAAGGACACAUGACUGCAUACCAAGGACAUGUGACUGCAUACCAAGGACAUGUGACUGCAUAACAAGGACAUGUGACUGCAUAACAAGGACACGUGACUGCAUACCAAGGACACGUGACUGCAUAACAAGGACACGUGACUGCAUAUCAAGGACACUUGACUGCAUACCAAGGACACUUGACUGCAUACCAAGGACACAUGACUGCAUACCAAGGACACGUGACUGUAUAACAAGGACACUUGAUUGCAUACCAAGGACACGUGACUGUAUAACAAGGACACUUGAUUGCAUACCAAGGACACAUGACUGCAUACCAAGGACAUGUGACUGCAUAACAAGGACACGUGAGUGCAUAACAAGGACACGUGACUGCAUACCAAGGACACUUGACUGCAUAACAAGGACAUGUGACUGCAUACCAAGGACACGUGACUGCAUACCAAGGACACUUGACUGCAUACCAAGGACACGUGACUGCAUAACAAGGACACGUGACUGCAUACCAAGGACACUUGACUGCAUACCAAGGACACGUGACUGCAUAACAAGGACACGUGACUGCAUACCAAGGACACGUGACUGCAUACCAAGGACACGUGACUGCAUAACAAGGACACUUGACUGCAUACCAAGGACAUGUGACUGCAUAACAAGGACACGUGACUGCAUACCAAGGACACGUGACUGCAUACCAAGGACACGUGACUGCAUACCAAGGACACGUGACUGCAUACCAAGGACACGUGACUGCAUAACAAGGACACGUGACUGCAUAACAAGGACACGUGACUGCAUAACAAGGACACUUGACUGCUUUUCUUAGUUGCUUUAUUUAUUUUUCACUUAUUUGGGGGGUUUUAGCCUCUGAGUAUAAUUUUUAUUCAGUUCCAUUCUCCGUUGGAAAUGUCACUGUUGAACUAAAAAGAGAAGUGUUGAGUGUUGUAAUUGUUAUUGUUUUUAAUUCAUUAUUGAUAAUUACAUUCUUCAUCCUUGGUAUAACUUUCGUCUUCUACUGACGAGAAUCCUAAUCCUCACCUACUUUUUGAUUUCUCUGUCUUGUCAGUUUAUUGAACAUUUUUAUAUUCUGUAUGUGUGCUUAAUACAGUGAUAUUGUUUACCAUUUUUGAAAUGAUUGACAACAUCUUCAUCUGCACGUGUGUGUUUUUUUGUUUUGUUUUUCCGGAGUAAAAAAAAAUGUUAGAAAUAAUUCUUGGUUGUCAAAUAACAAAAGAGACCAGGAUGACUUUACUGUAUUAGAUAGAUUUUGUUCAGAGAGUGAAUGGAAGAUGUUGGUAGUAUCAAACUCCUGUACAGUUCACUCCCUCGAUAGAAGAAGAAUUAAAGCAAUCAAUAAGUUCCAUUUUCACUGUUUAGGUACGAAUUACACACAAGGGAUGGAGAGAGGGUGAUUUCCUAAAUAUAUUCAAUAUUCCAUAUUAUUGGAUUUUUUUUCGAGAUCGAGAGAGGGCAAUUUCCUAAAUAUAUUCAAUAUUCCAUAUUGUUGUAUUUUUUUCUUUAGCAGUGUUAUCAGUCCUUUGACCCUGUUUUUUAUUCUUAUGAAGGAAAGUUAAUCGUUACACCCAUGAAGGAGCGACCAUAUUUUCAGUUUGAAUAAAAAAAACUAAAUGAAGUUUAGUUUCCUGUAA
Messenger RNA from Oncorhynchus keta (chum salmon), 8669 nucleotides. RefSeq names its product cytoplasmic FMR1-interacting protein 2. NCBI's taxonomy places the organism in Eukaryota, Metazoa, Chordata, Actinopteri, Salmoniformes, Salmonidae. Bases 183 to 3941 code for a protein of 1252 amino acids. Gene Ontology annotation, cellular component: neuron projection; synapse. Gene Ontology annotation, molecular function: small GTPase binding. The transcript is spliced from 30 exons. Gene Ontology annotation, biological process: cell projection assembly; regulation of actin filament polymerization; cell morphogenesis. The record is from RefSeq and is a predicted model, not a curated record.